AUGGACUCCAAAAUUCACCUGACUGUCAGUGUCAGCAAUAUCAAAAACCUGAUCCCCGUCACCCUUGAAAUGGAAAGGGGUCAAUACGGCUCAUGGUGUGAACUUUUCGAAAACCAUUGUCGGGCCUGCAUGGUCAUCGACCAUCUCUCUCCUAAAACAGCUGCUCAAACCACUUCUACCAAAGAUGCUGACAAAGCCCCUGCUAAAGCUGCAACAGAUGAUUCAUGGGAUCGCUUAGACGCCAUUGUUCUUCAAUGGAUAUAUAGUACUAUAUCUAGCGACUUGUUGCACACUAUCUUGAAACCCGAUAACAUAGCCCAUGAAGCAUGGACCACUCUGCAAGGAAUUUUUAAAGAUAAUAAGAGCUCUCGUGCGAUUCACCUCAUGCAUAAGUUCUCUGGAUGGCUUUCCCAAUAUGUCAUCCUAUUGUCAAGCCUUGAAAGUGUUGGCUGA
This is a messenger RNA of Helianthus annuus (common sunflower), 453 nucleotides long. RefSeq lists its product as uncharacterized. Lineage: Eukaryota; Viridiplantae; Streptophyta; Magnoliopsida; Asterales; Asteraceae. Bases 1 to 453 code for a protein of 150 amino acids. The record is from RefSeq and is a predicted model, not a curated record. The transcript has a single exon.